AUGGAGCCAGAGCACUGGGCUUCAAAGGCAGCCGUCACGGAAAAGGCGGAAUCUCCCCUAAUCGAGACUUCAAUGAUAUCUCCUACUCUGAGCCUCUCGAGCCGCACCAGCGGAUCAACUGUGUCUUCAAGCGCAUCGACCGGAGGUAACUACCGACUAGUCGCGUCUCAAGACCUUUACAAAAUGAAGGGACAGUCGCGUCAUAGAAAACCUCACGUUACUCGCCAUCAAAAUUCUCAGCCCAGGCCGAAAGAGAUGCACGUGGACACAUCCUAUCCUGUAGAGCACGAGCAGGAUAAUAUGAGCGCCGGACAAGCAGUGUUGCGUGCCUCAAGCAAUUCCAACGAAUUUGCAGUGGCUUCUACAGCGCAAAGCGUACUUGCAAUGUCUCCAGGUGGAUGGGAUGUUGAGACGGAGUCAGUCCAAUCAAGUCAGGGAAUCCGAGAGAACGAUGGAAAUAAAUGUCGUUUUUACGCCGAUAGGAAGGAUGUCGAAAAGCCCAACUCGCCCUGUUAA
This is a messenger RNA of Penicillium antarcticum, 516 nucleotides long. RefSeq lists its product as uncharacterized. Lineage: Eukaryota; Fungi; Ascomycota; Eurotiomycetes; Eurotiales; Aspergillaceae. The transcript is spliced from 2 exons. The record is from RefSeq and is a predicted model, not a curated record. The coding region runs from base 1 to 516 and encodes 171 amino acids.